AUGGACUAUGAAGUGACAGAGGAAGGGGUGUUUUACGAACAUGAAUCGCAUGAAGAGGAAGAGGAGAGUGAUCCCCUGGCGAGCGAAUCCGACGUUGACCCUGACAAAGAUGCACACGAGGAAGUUUUCGGCGCUUCCAUCGACGACCUCAUCGCUGAGUCUCGACCCAGGGGCCGCCGUCGGAAAAGAAGGCGAAGGGCGUCUGGUGGUGUUGCCAAGAAAGCUAGAGUUUCGGAAGUCCCGCAGCAUCUCAAACAGCUCAUGGGCAAUGCUACGGUUGCGUACAUGCUCAAGCGCUUCGACGAAGCAGAGGAGAUGCUGAACAGGUUAAUUGCAGCCGCCCCGAGAGCCGUCGCGCCGUACAGGACUCUUGCGCUUAUCUAUGAGGAAAACGGUGAGAAGGACAGAGCCCUGGAUAUGUGCAUGACCGCAGGAGAAUUGGAUAAGCAGGAUCGCAACUUAUGGAAACGAAAUGCGGCGAUGUGGGAGGAGAGGGGUGAGUCAGAGCGUGCGAUUUAUUGUCUAACGAUGGCAUUGCGGGGCUCGAAUUCGAAAGAUGCGGAGGCCCUGAGGGCGCGAGGUAUGCUUUACAUGAACAGGCAACAAUUUAGGAAAGCGGGGGAGAACUUUGUCAGGCUAUCACAAGUGACCCCUGAUGACAUGUCUGUUGCGCUGCUAAUUACUCAGACUUAUCGAAGGGCGGGCAAAGAGGAGAGGGCUGUUGCUCCGUUAGAAGCCAUGCUUCAUCACUGCGAGGAAAACAGACCCAAAUCAAAGGACCCCGAGGUUCAUACCAAGUAUGAAGGGUUAUUGGCUGAGUUGACCCAGAUGCUGGUGGAGAUUUGGUUCCGACAAAGCAAGUACUACGAUGCGUCUCUAGUGCUGGGGAGAUUGCAAGAUAGGGCGAGUAGAUUUGGAAGACCGAUAACAUUUGUGCAACGCCUGAUGCUUGCAAUAUCCCAACAUCGGUUGGGUUCCGAGACUCUUGCUUCACCAACAGUACUGGAGUUUAUGUCUUCUCCUUCCAUGUUGCGGAAGCACAGAUUCCUUCUAUGGCAAGUUGCCGAGACUUGUCGCGAUAGCGGCGACUACCAAAAAGCAUUGCAGGGUUAUUCACUAUUGGUGCAGUUGGAUGAUGAACCAAAUCGCGAAGACAUGCUUCUAAAUCGCUCCAUUUGCUACAAGCAGUUGGGGAACAAACAUGCCGCGCGCGGAGAUCUCGAACUAAUACUACAUUGCGAUCCGCGUCAUAGCGAAGCUUUAGCCCGAAUAACAGAAUUCUUGGGUCCGGGUGAGCAACGUCCCGAUCAUAAAAAUAGGAUCAAAGGAUCAGGGAAGCCGGCGCAAGCUUCGCGAGCAGCAAGAAUACUGUCAAGGGGACCCGCUAGUGGCGAGGAUAAGAAUGAAGCCUUACGCGUAUUGGAUCUUGCUAAUGCGUUAUACGCGCAUGGUGAUUACAGUGGCUUUCUGUCGCAAGUUUAUCCGGCUCUUGAGGCAGCAUUGCACAUUCGGGGUGCCGGUGAGAUAGAGAGCGACGACGAGAAUGACGAUGACUUUCUGCCUGGCCGCAAGCUGCGCUUUCUACAAGGCCUACAAGAUCGGCAGCGCGAGCUAAAUGGAGGUAAAAAACCCAUGCGGCUCAGGUGGGAUGACAACGACUUUCCUGCGGAGGAACGCGCGCGACUGUAUUCGGUUGGAGCGAACAUCAUGCGCCUCGUUGAUAAUAAGUCUUUCGUUGAUCUUGCCGAGAAACUUGUAACCUCCUUCCGUGCAGAAGAAGGCCUGGCGAGUGCCUACCCUGUGACCCAUCUGUUCGAAUCCCUGAACCAAAUCCGAAUCAGAAAUAAUAUCCCCCAGCGUAUCCGGUUGAAGAUGCUGGAUAUGGCGGCAUCGUUUGCGGUAGGAGAUGCACUUCGCUGUUACGAGCAUGCACGUAUGAUGUUAAGCGAAGCAGCGACAGAUCCUGAUAUUUGCUUUGCAUUUUCUGUCGCUGACCAGUAUGUUAGCAAGUUUUCAGACUCACGCCGGAUCAAAUCACUACGAUUCAUGAACCGUUUGACGAAGAGGAGUCCUAAAUCAGCUCAUAUUCUGCUCGUUGCCGGAAACUGCUCAGCGAUGGGCGGCAUCAACACCAGCACGUAUACAGUUGGGUUGCUCUUGAAGGCCUUCAAUCUUUCUCCUGAGAGUCCGCUGAUUUCGCUCUGCGCUGCCGUGCAGAUAUUGUAUGUUGCAUUAUCACGUCGUGUCGGAAACAGGAACGAAAUGGUUUUGCAAGCGUUCGCAUUCUUGGAUAACUACAGAACACACCGGGCAAAAGGAGUACGCGGACUAGACGUGGAGUGGUGUGAGAUGGAAGCAGAUUACAAUGUGGGUCGUAUGAUGCAUCAGCUUGGGUUGGUGCACAUGGCCGCCGACAGAUAUGAAAAGGUACUCAACUGGGAACCAAAGGCGGAAAAGACCAUUCCUAACAAAGUGGAUUUGCGCCUCGAUGCCGCAUAUAACCUUGCGCAGAUAUACCGAAUGAGUGGCAGUGAAGGCCUCGCUAACGCUGUUCUUGAAGAUUACGUGACUUUUUAA
Chondrus crispus (carragheen) is the source of this 2577-nucleotide messenger RNA. RefSeq lists its product as hypothetical. Gene Ontology annotation, molecular function: protein binding. Gene Ontology annotation, biological process: transcription by RNA polymerase III. NCBI's taxonomy places the organism in Eukaryota, Rhodophyta, Florideophyceae, Gigartinales, Gigartinaceae. The coding region runs from base 1 to 2577 and encodes 858 amino acids. The transcript has a single exon. The record is from RefSeq and is a predicted model, not a curated record. Gene Ontology annotation, cellular component: transcription factor TFIIIC complex.